AUGGAGGAAGUUAUAGCAGUUUGUGGCCAGUGGUUACUGGAGAAGGAAAGGUGGAUGUUUCACGUUGAUAAGAGAAGAGGAAGCAAAGUUAUUCCUGUAACUGACAAUACAACCUUCGAAGAUAUGAUAAACAUGGUUUAUGAGGACUACGGGUUAGAUAAGAGAAGUAUUUGUAUCGAGUUGAGUUACAUGCUCAGUAGGAAGAGUUUGUUGAAGCUAACUCUUGACACACCACCAGUGAGAAUUGGGAAUUUCCGUCAAUUACAAGGUUUCUUUCGUCACCUGAAGUCUGACCACGUUCGGCUAUGCGUGGAGGUCACUUGCAGAGUCAAUAGGAAGACGAUGGAAAAGAGCACUCAUGGAGGUGUCGUGAAUCAAUCUGAUCCUAGUCCUGCUGAAGACUCAGACACCGAUGGAGAGCGGUUUGACUAUUGUGAUGAUUCAGAUGGUGCGACAUCAGAUGAUGAGGACUUUAUAGCCUACGGAGUACCUCCAGGAGUAGAUAUAAAUACGAAGAAAUGGCACACGCCAAAGGUGGGGCUAGCAACUACAUUGAAAAAAACAAAGGCUGUAACUACGCAUGUCAGACAACAAUUGAGUUCACUAAAUAUAGUUGUUGGCCAAAGUUUUGAGUCCAAGUCUGCAUUGAAAACAAGACUUCAGAUGCUGACGGUAGUGCAACAAUUUGAUUACGAUGUCGACUACUCAACACCUGAUCUGUUAGUAGUAAAGUGUUGGGUUAGAGGUUGUAGUUGGAAAUUAAGAGCAUCACCAACAAGUGAUAGUCCUCACUUUACUAUACGCGGCUAUGUUUCAGAACAUACUUGUUCAGUUACAGAAAGAUCAGCUCGUUGCAGACAAGCAACACCAGAGAUUCUUGGAGCUUUAUACACUGAAUUCAUUGGUGGAGUGGAGCCAAGCAUUUUGCCCAGUCAUGUGAUGCAGUCGCUUAACAUGUGCUUUGGAAUAAAGAUUGACUACUGGAAAGCUCAUCGGACGCUGCAAUAUGCAAGAGAAUUGGUUAGGGGAUCUGCUGAGAGUGGAUAUCAUGAUUUACCUGCUUAUCUACACAUGAUUAGGGAGGCAAAUCCUGGGACAUUCACUCGCCUAGAGGUAGAUUCUAGUGACAGAUUCAAGUAUCUUUUCCUCGCAUUUGGUGCUAGCAUCAAGGGGUUUCCAUUCAUGAGGAAGGUUGUUGUUGUCGAUGGCACAUUCUUGCAAGGAAAGUACAAAGGGACUCUACUAAUUGCGUCAUCACAGGAUGGCAAUUUUCAGAUUUUUCCAAUUGCAUUUGCGAUAGUCGAUACGGAGAACGAUGAAUCAUGGAAGUGGUUUUUCAGACAAUUCAACUGUGUGAUUCCAGAUGACGAAAAACUUGCUAUUAUUUCAGAUAGGCACAAAUCAAUUGGAAAUGCAAUUACCCAUGUAUAUCCAAAGGCCAGCCGUGGAGUUUGCACUUAUCACUUAUACAAGAAUGUGUUGGGAAAGUUUAGAGGUCGGGAGUUGUUUGGCUUGGUUAAAAAGGCAGCAAAUUCAUACAGACUUUCAGAUUUUGAGACCAUAUUUGAGGAGAUCAAAUCUAUGCAUCCGGCAUUGCAUGGCUACUUGCACAAAGCAGAUGUAAGGAAGUGGGCACGUGCUCAUUUUCCUGGUGAUAGGUAUAAUUUGACUACAACUAACAUAGCCGAAUCUAUAAAUAGAGUGCUUUCAGAUGCAAGGAGUUUGCCCGUUGUAAGACUUUUAGAAGCAAUAAGGCAAAUGAUGACGCGCUGGUUUUCGACUCGGAAGAAUGAUGCAUAUUGCAUGAAAACAACUUUAACUCGUGGAGUAGAGAAGCUUUUAGAGGUAAACAUGAGUUUCUAA
This is a messenger RNA of Brassica rapa (field mustard), 1863 nucleotides long. RefSeq lists its product as uncharacterized. NCBI's taxonomy places the organism in Eukaryota, Viridiplantae, Streptophyta, Magnoliopsida, Brassicales, Brassicaceae. The record is from RefSeq and is a predicted model, not a curated record.